GUGAACCUUUAAUCAGCUAUGGCCUAUUGCAGCAAACCUAACGGAGGACGGGGACCAGGUGUCCUACGGUGGAGGAAGACGACAAGCCGGUGGAGUGCGCGCCAUGUUGAUACCUAUCGCAGGGGCGCCGGAGGCUGCACAGGCACAGCUGGCCACGAUGGCCCCAGCAACGGGUCACCAACCAGCGUCCCUUCCCUAAAACAGUUUCACUGGCAACCCCGGGAGCCUUGGUGACCAGCUGCAGGUCGGGUCGUUUGCCACUAAGCGGGGAGCAUUACUGGAACCAGCGCCACGAGGCCUGCGAGGAGAGGUAAGGGCAGCUCUGCCAUUCUGCACGUGGGCACAGACACAGGCGUGCGGACAGCCAGAGUCUCACAGGCAAGCCUCGGGGUCCGGACAGGCUGGCUGGGAACCUGAGUCCAGCCACGUCCCUCCCGGAAGCGCCGCAUACCGGCUCCGGUAAGCCGCGCACCCAACCAGGGGCGGCCCAUUUGGGCUUUUCCCGCCGGAUCGCAUCCUCCUCCAGCAGCUGCCGUCCUUCCUGGCGGGAGUCUUUUCACUUCCUACUUCCGCCUCAAGCCCCGCCCUCUCAACGCACGCUCCGGAAGCACCUCGGUGGACUCACUUCGUCGGCUAGAGCGCCGCCAAGCCCGCGACCGGAAGUGAGUCCUCGCCGAGACCGGAAGUGAGUCCUCGCCGCGGCUCUGGUUUCCGGUCGUCACCGCGCGCCUUCCGUCCGGUGCCUGGGAAGCCCACCCACCCCCUCCGGGGCCGCCCGCCGCUUCCCGCCGCUUCCCGCCAACAUGUUCAAGAAGUUCGACGAGAAGGAGGACGUGUCUCACUGCGUGCAGCUGAAGACGUCGGUGAUCAAGGGCAUCCGCAGCCAGCUGGCCGCUCAGUUCCCGGGCGCCGCGCCCUGGCUGGGCCGCAUCCUGCCGCGCCGCGAGCCCGUCCGCCUGCUGCGCUGUCACGAGCACGUGGAGAUCCUGGCGGCGGGCGGCGAGCUGCUCUUCUUUCGCCGGCGCGACGGGCCCUUCUACCCGACGCUGCGCCUGCUGCACAAGUUCCCGUGCCUGCUGCCGCAGCAGCAGGUGGACAAGGGCGCCAUCAAGUUCGUGCUGAGCGGCGCGCACGUCAUGUGCCCCGGCCUGACCUCGCCCGGCGCCCGCCUGCUGCCCGCCGCGGCCGACACGGUGGUGGCGCUCAUGGCCGAGGGCAAGCGGCACGCGCUGUGCGUGGGCGUCAUGAAGAUGUCGGCCGACGACAUCGAGCGCGUCAACAGGGGCGUGGGCAUCGAGAACGUGCACCACCUCAACGACGGGCUGUGGCACAUGAAGGCCUGCAAUGCAUGGAGCACGUGUUGGGAAGGACUGGGGAGUGUCAGGAUUUCUGGGCAAAGUCUUCAGACUCUCAGCGAUGCAGAGCAACAGUCUCCUUGACGUGGGCAUUGUCCUGUGUGAACUAGCUCGACACACACACCCCUCACCUCAAUAAGCCAGAGUCACCAUGGUAAAAUUGAAGAUGAGAAGAAAGCGUUGGGAGGGCCCGGGCGGCGGCACACCUGUUUAAGCUCACCUACUACCAUGUGCAAGGACCCUGGCUGGAGCCCUCACUCUCCACCUGCAGGGCAGAAGCUUCACAAGCGGUGAAGCACGUCUGCAGGUAUCUUUCUCCCUCUCUGUCUCCCCUCCCCCUCUCAAUUUCUCCCUGUUCUGUCAAAUAAAAACAGGAAGAGGCGGGGGCUGGAAAAGAUGGCCGCCAGGAACAGUGGAUGUGUGUGUAGUGCUGGCACUGAGCCCCAGCAGUAACCUUGUUGGCAAUGAAACAAACAGAAAAAGAAGCCGUGAUGCUCUGGACCUGUGAACUGGUGAUCAGUCAGUUUGGGGGAUCCUGUGUAAUGGUAGCACCCCGACCAACCAUCUCCUCCAGACGUGAAAGAGGACCUGCUGAGUCUGCUGACCCUGCUGCUUCCAGUUCUCCCGGCUCAGCACGUGACCCCCUAGCCACCGUUGCUUCCUGGCUCACCUGGCCUUCGCGGGCACAGUGUACCCCGCUGAGCCAGUACCAUGGAAAGCCUGUUGGAACCGGGGUGGGGGGGGGAUGUCGUAUAAACUUCUGGCAGAGUUGGGUGUCUGUAUGUGGAUUUGUCUCUGGAAGUUUAAUGUGAUCUGUGAGCCCACAGGGUGUUGGAGAGCACUGUCUCUGACUCACUGCUAAUAUCCACUCCCAAGGAUGCUGGGUAAGGAGUCCUAGGGAGCUUACCCCAAGAAUCCUCCCCUUUCCAGUGCUGUUUAAUACAGAAUAGUGGCCAAGUGCUGAAUCCUUAGGCUAGGAGCAAGGAGUAAAAAUACCAGUUACUGCCGGCUGUCUUCUAGGGACCCCAGGGGAAAGCGAGCUUAAAGAGUUUCACCUCCACACGUGUGCAUGUACACCUCUAUCUUAAACCUGGAUGGAUAUGGGGCAGCUGUCUGUCCGGAGGGUCAGCAUGUUUCUGAAUGAGAACUCGCCCAAGUGGAGAUGUUAAAAAAAAGAAGAAUCCACGAAUGCCUUCCUGCCAAAUGUGGGAAAGACGUGUGAGCAGCGGAGCAGAGGCACGGCACGCAAGUGCACUUUGACUUUUGUGGAUUGGGGUUUUUCAGGAGAAGCUAAGAGGGAGAGAGAGCCAGAGGCUCAUCUUCGGGACCUGUUAGUCUUUUAAUGGUAAGCAUCUUAAAGAUAACAAGUUGAGGUUUUCAAGUACAGGAUCAUUGAGGAUUAGUGAUAACAUACUGUCUGUAGUUUUCCUAUGCACUCACUCAUUCUUUUAAAAACCACAGAGCCCCACCCUACUAGGGAAAGAGAGAGGCAGGCUGGGAGUAUGGACCGACCAGUCAACGCCCAUGUUGAGCGGGGAAGCAAUUACAGGAGCCAGACCUUCCACCUUCUGCAUCCCACAAUGACCCUGGGUCCACGCUCCCAGAGGGAUAGAGAAUGGGAAAGCUAUCGGGAGGGGAUGGGAUAUGGAGUUCUGGUGGUGGGAAUUGUGUGGAGUUGUACCCCUCCUAUCCUACGGUUUUGUUAAUGUCUCCCCCUUUUAAAUAAAUUAAUUAAAAAAAAAAACCUGAAGUAAACCCUGGGUCCCUAGUCCUUUCAUGUCAUCUUCAGGCGAUGACCCCCAGGAGAAUGUGGCAUCUCGACAAAGUGUGGUCGUGGUCGCAGUUCAGCAGAGCUAAAUUCAGGACAUAAUUACUUAAACAGUUCUGUUGGGUCACCAUAUUUUUGAAAGAGGAAAUUCCGAGGUUUUGCAAAGCACAUCUGCAUUACAGAGGAAACAUUUUCUAAGCAGGAGAAGGCUUUUCUGACUAAAAUACCGCAUUUUCAGUCACAUGUUUGGGGGUGACUUAUUCAAAGCCUGUUUCUCUGGUCAGGAUGAUUUAGAUGUGUGCGGGGAACAAAUUCUGGGGAAGUCAGGAGCUCAGCUAAACAACCGGAAAACCGAGUGCAGGAACAAAGGAUCUCCUCAGAGCCAGCUAGUGGCUUUCUGAAGCGAAGUGUAUUUCUGGUGUGUUAAGGAAUUGACCUGAAAAAGACUGGACCCUUCAACUCCAUGCAAAGGGCAGCUUCUCUGCUGGUUCACAGCCUCAGGAGCUGCAUGUAUGAAAUUUGAAAUUUAUCCUUCAGAUGUCUGGGAGUUGGGGGUGGGGGGAGAUGCACCAACAGGAAACAGCAGGCCCCUCCCUCUUGGUAGCUGUUGGCUUCUCCUAAAUCAUUACGUUUGUGCUUCGGCUGCCUGAAAGAUGAGCAGGUCUCUGCCCUGCCUGCCAGAAUCUGAAGAGAUUAGGGGCUGGGCGGUAGCUCACUGGAUGUCCUACCGUGCACAACAGGCAGGUUCAAAUCCCGCACAAGGGAACACCACAGCAGCAGGGGAAGCUCCGUGGAUGCUGGAGCAGAGCUGUGGCUUCUCUCUUGUGUCCUGCUCUUUCUCUGUCUCAAUAUGAAAUAAAAAUCAUGUAAAAUUGGCCCUGGGGGGCCAGUGGAAUUGCGUAGUGAGAGGCCCUGGUGCCAAAAAAAGAAAAAAAAAACACUUUAAGAUUUUAUACAGCGGUUUUCAUGAGAUUCAGCUGUGUGUUCAGCUGGUCUCAACAACACAUUCAUCGCUGCUGUCUGAAGGGGCCUCCUUGGCAAGAGUGGGGAACCGCUGUGCAUCCCAAGGACGGGAGAAGACAGAACCUCAGGGGGCUAAGGGUCCAGCAGUCUGGCCAGUUGGCAGCUAUGUCCUCUCAACCCCUCCAAUAGCUUCCAGUGGCCCCUUUGAUCUGUGUAGCCCGCUGAUAAUUAUUUCUGUAAUCUUACAGUUCUUUAUCACUAUACUAAUAAAUUAUUAUUAUUUAACCA
This is a messenger RNA of Erinaceus europaeus (western European hedgehog), 4374 nucleotides long. RefSeq names its product malignant T-cell-amplified sequence 1-like. Gene Ontology annotation, biological process: formation of translation preinitiation complex. The record is from RefSeq and is a predicted model, not a curated record. The coding region runs from base 804 to 1439 and encodes 211 amino acids. NCBI's taxonomy places the organism in Eukaryota, Metazoa, Chordata, Mammalia, Eulipotyphla, Erinaceidae. Gene Ontology annotation, molecular function: RNA binding. The transcript has 2 exons.